Molecule: messenger RNA, 3633 nt
Organism: Dromaius novaehollandiae (emu)
Lineage: Eukaryota; Metazoa; Chordata; Aves; Casuariiformes; Dromaiidae
Gene: NCAPG
Product: non-SMC condensin I complex subunit G
Exons: 21
Coding region: 295-3405 (1036 amino acids)
Biological process (GO): mitotic chromosome condensation
Cellular component (GO): cytoplasm; condensed chromosome; condensin complex
Source: RefSeq, a predicted model, not a curated record
CGCCUCGAGCGCGCGGGUGCCCCCCGCUGUUCUCGCGAGACUGGGAGCGGCGCUCGCGCCUGGUUUGAAGCUGGGGGCGCGGGAGCCGUGGCCGUUGCUGGUCCCGCGCGGCGGCGGCGUCCUUCUCCGGCGGCGGCCCCGCGGCUCGGGCAGGAGGCGCGGCCGUCGGGCGGGAGGCUCGCCCCGCUUGCGGUGGGUGCCCUCCCCGCGGUUUUCCGAGGGGUGGCCUGGUCGCUGUAGGGCUUGUGUGGGAACAGCGGCUCUGCCCCGCGGCCGGGCUGCCGAGCGGCCGCCAUGGGGGCGGACAAGGAGCCCCUGCAGAUCAAAGCAGCCUUUCAGCUGGCCCAGAAGCCCCACCAGAGCCACGCGAAGCUCGUGGAGGCUUUGAGGAGCGCCUACAGCCAGUUGGAAGAUAAGAAAGAUUUCCAUGAAAAAUUCGUUCAUUUCCUUAAGUAUGCUAUGAUAAUCUACAAGCGGGAACCAGCAGUGGAGCAAGUGAUCAACUUUGUGGCUAAAUUUGUUACUUCAUUUUAUGACAUGGAAGAGGGGGUUAGUACCGAGGAAGGAGAAGAUAAUUUGCUUCUGAAUUAUGUGUUCAACUUUCUGCUUGAGUCUCACAAUGCAAACAGCCACGCAGUUAGAUUUCGAGCAUGCCAGCUUGUCAACAAGCUUUUGGGAAAUAUGCCAGAGAAUGCCCAGAUUGAUGAUGAGUUAUUUGAUAAAAUUAAUGAAGCUAUGCUGAUUAGACUUAAAGAUAAAUUUUCAAAUGUGAGAAUUCAAGCUGUCCUGGCCCUGUCGAGACUUCAAGAUCCUAAGGAUGAAAACUGUCCUGUUGUUAAUAUUUACAACACAUUGCUUGAAAAUGAUUCAAAUUCUGAAGUGAGGCGUGCAGUACUGUCAUGUAUUGCUCCAUCAGCAAGGACUUUGCCCAAAAUUGUAGGUCGCACUAUGGAUGUAAAGGAGGCUGUCAGGAAGCUGGCAUAUGAGGUUUUGGCAGAAAAAGUUCACAUGAGAGCUCUGUCAAUAGCACAGAGAGUAAAGUUGUUACAACAAGGACUUAAUGACAGAUCAGAUGCUGUUAAGGAGGUAAUGAAGAAGAAACUGCUUCAAGCCUGGUUACAGUUGACUGAGGGGGAUGUUUUAGAACUCCUUCAUCGACUGGAUGUGGAAAACUGCAUUGAAGUGGCCAUCCCAGUACUAAAUGCAGUGUUUUCGUUAUCUCCACUUAGUGACUUCGUUCAGAACUGUAAAAACCUUGAUAGCAGGAAACUGAUUCCAUUGGAAGACUUAACAGCUGAGAAUGCGUUAUAUUGGAGAUCUCUUUGUGAAUACCUAAAAUCAAAAGGUGAAGAAGGUGAAGAUUUACUAGAACAGAUGUUGCCAGAACCUGCUAUAUAUGCAGAUUAUUUGUUAAGUUACCUUCAAAAUAUGCCAGUUCUUAGUGAAGAACAAAGAGAAGACUUUUCCUGUUUUGAAAAUCUGAUGACAAAAGAAUUUAUAGGUCAGCAACUGAUUCAUGUUAUAGGCUGCAUGGAUACCACUGAAGAGGGAGGAAGGAAGCAUCUGAUAGCUGUUUUACAAAAGAUUCUCAUUCUACCUACCACUUCAACAGCCCUCAUAUCUCUGCUUGUGGAAAGAUUACUCAGUAUCAUCAAAGAUGAUGAUGGAAGGAUUCAAACUAUUGCAGAAAUUGUCUCAGAAGUUCGUGAGCCAAUUGUUACUGUUGACCAGCCUGUUGAUGUUGCUGAAAUAAGAAAGCGACAGCUUAAGUUGGCUGAAAUUAAAGUGAAAAUUUUUGAAGCAAAAGAAGCUUUGGAAGAAUGCAUUACUCUGCAGGAUUUUAAUCAAGCAUCAAUAUUAAAGGAGAAAAUAACUGAGUUGGAACACAUAAAAAAUGACCUGAUAAAAGAAGGAGAGCAACCUGAAAUUAAAGAAAUGCGUGUUGAGAAGAAUGAUCCUGAAACACUGUUGAAGUGUCUGAUGAUGUGUUAUGAGCUUCUCAAGGUGAUGUCCCUUUCUAAAGGAAUUGGUCCAACCAUGAAUGAAAUAAUUGAAUCUCUGAUACUGCCUGGAAUAACUAAUGUCCAUCCGGCUGUGAGAAACAUGGCAGUUCUGUGUUUGGGUUGCUGUGCCCUUCAGACCAAAGAAUUUGCCCGACAACACCUUGCAUUGCUGUUACAGGUUUUACAAAUAGAUGAUAUCAAGGUUAAGCUAAGUGCUUUAAAAGCAAUCUUUGAUCAGCUAAUGUUGUUUGGGAUUGAACCAUUCAAAACCAGAAGAAGCAAUGAGUCUCCAAGUGAAGAUGUACAGAUUACAACUGAAAAUUGCGAGGAAGAAACUAGAACAAUAGAGGAAGAAGAGACUGCUACGAUUCACAGUCUGCUACAGCUUCUUUCUGGUUUCUUAGACAGUGAGUUUUCAGAACUUCGGACAGAAGCUGCAGAAGGCAUAGCCAAAUUGAUGUUCUCUGGGAGGCUAAUUAGUGCCAAGCUUCUUUCUCGUCUUGUUUUGUUGUGGUAUAAUCCUGUCACUGAAGAGGAUACUCGGCUUAGACAUUGUCUGGGAGUUUUCUUCCCUUUAUUUGCUUAUGCAAAUAGGUCUAACCAGGAAUGCUUUGAGGAAGCUUAUCUUCCAACUCUGCGAACAUUGUUAAAUGCUCCUGCCACUUCACCUUUGGCUGAAAUAGAUACCAGUAAUGUUUCUGAACUGUUAGUGGACCUGAGCAGACCAAGUGGACUCAAACCUCAGGCCAAAAAGUCCCAAGAGUAUCAGGACUUAACAGUGCAUGAUAGUUUGGCAAUGAAAAUUUGCAAUGAAAUUUUGAUGGACCCAACUGCACCAGAUGUUCGUAUUUAUGCAAGAGCUUUAAAUUCAUUAGAACUCAGUAAUUGUUCCACAGAGAAUCUUCUGCUUCUGCUGGAUGAGAUUCUAGAGAAAGUGAAAGACAAAUUGUGCCAAAGAGCUAUUGAGAAGAUCAAGAUAAACUUAAGCAAAGAUGCUAAUAUGGGCAAAGACCACUCUGAAAAGACAGAGGAAACGGGCUUCUCUGAAAGGACACAGGAAACUGACAUUGCAUUAACUGAAAAUAAUAGUCAAAAUGAAGAAGAAAAUAAUGAAGAAGCUGAUCAUACUCCAGUUAAUGAAUUUAAAAGUAAAGCAACUGCAAAAUCGAAAUCUACCAGAAACAAAGCUGGCAGAGGACAGCGAAAAGUAGCAGCAGAAGCUAGGUCUGUGAGCAGAAGAAAAAAUCACAGAACUGUAACAUCUGCCAGUGAAAGUGGUGAUGAAAUUCCAGAACCAGUCCCGAUGUCAAGUUCAAGGCCUUCAAGACGAGCAAAAACAGCAGCACUUGAAAAAACAAGAAUGAAUCUUUCAAGCCUUCUGAAUAGAGAAGCACAUACAUGAAGACAAAAGUAGAGAAAGUGUCCUAAAGUAGUUAGUAGCAGACUUGAAAAAUAAGCUUUGUUUUGUUGUUAGUCAAUUUAACUUCUAUGAUUAUGAUCAUUUAAAACUGCAGAUUUUUCUAGGAACUCUUUUAUUUUUUUAAUAGACUUUUGAUAAUUUUUCCCAAAUUAAGUGCAUCAUUCAUGUAAUAAAAAUCUUAUUCUCAGAAUAAAACCUGAAAAAACUCUA